AUGUUACAUACUAGUUUUCUGAUGAUCGAUCAGAUUACCGAGCGCUUCGAGCGCAAUUCGACUCUAGAUGCAUCCGAAGAUAUUUUUGAGAGGAUUUUUCAUAUAUGUGAGGACCGUAUUCAGCUUAUUUAUCACACUGGAGAGGAUCAGAUCGCUCCUUGCACUCGAGAGUUCAUCAAGCCGGUGCAGUCUGACGACCGACGAACUACCUUUCAGCUUCAUGCGGAUACACACACAUCAUUUCAAGUAAAUCCUUAUGCAUUUUCCCUCAACAUUUGUCGCGAUUUAUGA
Messenger RNA from Protopolystoma xenopodis, 291 nucleotides. NCBI's taxonomy places the organism in Eukaryota, Metazoa, Platyhelminthes, Monogenea, Polystomatidea, Polystomatidae. The record is from the annotation of a GenBank genome assembly.